AUGACCGGCAUUGCAAAGGAGGAGCAUUUUGUCCUGCCCUCAGGAGGAUGCAGUGGCAUUACAGAGCAGGCUGGCUGCAGAAAUCGGAGCACAGCCUCGGCGUGGAGGAGCUGCAAGAAUUUGCGUUGCUCCACCCGAAAGAGAGAUGUCCGCUGCGGCAGGAGUCGCACGCCCACUAAUGGCAAUAGUACUCGUCGUGGUCGCCUUCUGGUGGGUGGCGCCGCUUCGUUUCCAUUCUGAAAAUUUCAGCACCUUCCCUUCCUGCCACACCUUUUAGUAAAGUUGCUACUAGAAGGCUGCUGUCAUUUCAGGUCCACCGCACUCUUCAGCCUUUCCGAAUAUGCAUGUGUUUAAUUAUAUUUCUGUGCCUGUUCCAGCCUGCUCCGUGGCCUCUCUUCCGAUGCCCCCACGUCCAGCAGCCGCUCUCCUCCGGAUUUACUGUUGCAGAAUCCUUCCCUUUUUAUUCACCACUGGUAAGCACCAUUCUCAAAUCUGCCCCUCCUCCGCCCAUACUGACAACCCUCGGGGGAUUUCUUUUCAGCUGCCAUGUUAUGUGA
This is a messenger RNA of Podarcis lilfordi (Lilford's wall lizard), 557 nucleotides long. The record is from the annotation of a GenBank genome assembly. Lineage: Eukaryota; Metazoa; Chordata; Lepidosauria; Squamata; Lacertidae.